AUGUCUCCGCCGCUUCAAAACAUGGCCGCCGUUUGCUACGGACGGGAUGAUCUACGCCUGGUGCCAAUCGCGAUCCCUGAGCCAGCUUUCAACGAAGUAGUUCUAGAGGUGGACAGCUGUGGCAUCUGUGGCACGGACGUUCACUUUCUUAAGGAGGGUGGAUUUGGGGAUCAGAAACUUGUGCGUCCGUUGGUUUUGGGCCAUGAGUCGGCUGGAGUAGUGCGUAAGGUGGGCAGCUCGGUGACACACCUGAAGGUGGGCGAUCGUGUGGCCAUCGAACCGGCAGCUGGAUGCCGUACGUGUGAUUUGUGCAAAGUGGGCAAAUAUAACAUCUGCCUCAAUGGAAAGCAUUGUCCAACGAAAAACCACGAUGGUAACUGCUCCAAUUUCUUUGCUCACUAUGCGGACUGUUGUUUCAAGCUGCCCGAUCAUGUCACAAUGGAGGAAGGUGCUCUACUCGAGCCGCUAGCCGUUGGUGUGUAUGCUGGACGUCGAGCAGACAUUCGGCUCGGCAACCGAGUGGUCAUCUUUGGCGCAGGUCCAAUCGGACUGGUUUCACUGAUCGUGGCAAAAGCCAUGGGAGCUACCAGAACGGUCGUGUUAGAUUUGGCAAAGGCUUCAAAUAGGCUUGAGGCAGCAAAAAAGCUUGGCGCAACAGCCGUCAUACCGAUCGGGGCCUCCGACAAGGAAGAUGACAUUGUGAAGGUUAUACAGGAGGUCUUGGGAGGUCCUGCCGAUCGCGUGUUGGAGUGUACCGGCUCACAGCCGGGGAUGCGCAUUUCAAUUAAAGCGACUCGGAAUGCCGGAAUCGUGUGCCUAGUUGGGCUAGGAAAUGAAGAAGUUAAACUACCGAUGGUGGACGCAAUUUCGCGGGAAAUUCAAAUCAUCACCGUCAUGCGAUACAAUCAUGACUACCCGGCAGCUCUUGAAAUCGUGUCCAGCGGGUAUGUGAAUGUGAAGCCUUUGGUUUCUCACCAUUUCGAUUUGAAAGACGUAAACGAAGCUUUCCGAGUGGCUGCGGCCGGCCAAGGAUUGAAGGUGAUGGUGCACCUUACCCCCCGUGAUAGCAAUAAUCCAACAAAGUUUAUCAACUGAGCAGAUACUGAGGUAGUACU
Molecule: messenger RNA, 1115 nt
Organism: Anopheles nili
Lineage: Eukaryota; Metazoa; Arthropoda; Insecta; Diptera; Culicidae
Product: sorbitol dehydrogenase-like
Exons: 2
Coding region: 1-1095 (364 amino acids)
Biological process (GO): D-sorbitol catabolic process
Molecular function (GO): L-iditol 2-dehydrogenase (NAD+) activity; zinc ion binding
Source: RefSeq, a predicted model, not a curated record